Drosophila hydei is the source of this 874-nucleotide messenger RNA. RefSeq names its product ribosome maturation protein SBDS (gene Sbds). NCBI's taxonomy places the organism in Eukaryota, Metazoa, Arthropoda, Insecta, Diptera, Drosophilidae. The transcript is spliced from 2 exons. Bases 34 to 792 code for a protein of 252 amino acids. Gene Ontology annotation, biological process: ribosome biogenesis; cytosolic ribosome assembly. The record is from RefSeq and is a predicted model, not a curated record.
UCACACCGAUCCAUCAAAACAAUCCAGUCCAGCAUGUCCAAAAUAUUCACACCCACAAAUCAAAUACGCCUUACGAAUGUGGCCAUUGUGAGGCUGAAAAAGGCUGGGAAGCGCUUUGAGAUAGCCUGCUACAAAAACAAGGUUUUGUCUUGGCGCAACAACAGCGAAAAGGACAUCGAUGAGGUCCUGCAAACACACACAAUCUUCACCAAUGUGUCGAAGGGACAGACAGCUAAGAAGGAAGAACUGCAAAAAGCAUUCGGCGCCAAAGAUGAUACGGAAAUUUGCAAGGAAAUUCUCAGUAAAGGCGAAUUGCAAGUCUCAGAGAAGGAGCGCCAAAGUGUGCUGGACUCACAGCUUAACAGCAUUGUCAACAGUGUGGCUGCACUUUGCGUAAAUCCCGAAACUCGCCGUCCUUAUCCAGCCACCAUUAUAGAGAAGUCUCUGAAAGACGCACACUUCAAUGUCAAGAUGAACAAGAACACCAAGCAAAACACAUUGGAGGCCAUCAAAAUCCUACGCGAUCAUAUGCCCAUUGAACGCUCCCGAAUGAAACUGCGCGUAAGUUUUGCGGGCAAGGAAGGUGGCGGCAAGUUGAAGGAAUCCGUUGUCAAGCUGGCCAAUGCUGUGGAGCAUGAAGAAUGGGACGAAUCAACGCUGCAUUUGACUUUGCUAAUCGAUCCCGGACAAUAUCGGGUUAUAGACGAGCUGGUGCGGAACGAAACUAAGGGUAAAGGCCUAUUGGAACUGCUGGAACUCAAAGAAGUUGUGGAGAGCGAUGAACUUUUCUAGGUGCUAUAUAAAAAUCACUUGUAUAAAAUAUAUAGUUGGUUAUUUAUGUUAACGACAUUUUGAAUGCAUAAAGAUUAAACGG